This is a messenger RNA of Vitis riparia (riverbank grape), 1483 nucleotides long. Its product is annotated as GDSL esterase/lipase At4g10955-like. The record is from RefSeq and is a predicted model, not a curated record. Bases 217 to 1290 code for a protein of 357 amino acids. Lineage: Eukaryota; Viridiplantae; Streptophyta; Magnoliopsida; Vitales; Vitaceae. The transcript is spliced from 3 exons. Gene Ontology annotation, biological process: lipid metabolic process.
AUAUCAGUUGAUCUCUCACCGUUAUUUCCAUCCAACUGACCAGCUUUAGGUAGAUUCCCCUCGUGGCUUUUAAAUCUUGUAAGCAACUUGCAUGCAUUGCAUUGCAUGCUUAUAAAUAACUCCCCUCAUUCGAAGGCUUUGCAAGGCUUCCUUUGGAUUCGAACUAUUUGGUACGAUAUUUAUCUCGAAACUUGAAAGGGAAGCACACACAGACAAAUGGCUAUUGAAAGGGGAAAUUUCGACCUCACAGGACCCAAACAGCUCACUGAAGUUGACUGGACAAAUAAUCAUCACCGUCGGGCAGUUGUUGCGAGCCUGGUUGAGGGAGCAUACAAUUUAGAAUAUGAUCGCCAGGAAUCCCGAGAUCCCCAAGUUCAGUCUUCCCGUUGGUGGAACUUCUUUCAUUUUCAGUUAAAACGUGCGCUCGUAGAUGAUAAAGAUUCAUCCAUCUACGGUGCCGUUUAUGAAAUCAAGCACACACACCUUAACCAUUUGCCAAAAUGUGCCCCAAAGUAUGUUAUCGCCUUUCGUGGCACAAUCCUCAAACUGAGCACCGCAAAACGCGAUCUCAAGUUGAAUAUCAAGGUCUUGACUGAUGUACUUCACAUGGACAGACACCGCUUUAAACCCGCACUGGAAGCUGUCCAACAAGUUGUUCAAGAAGCCGGGUCUGCAAAUAUUUGGUUAGCAGGACAUUCCCUCGGGUCAUCCAUUGCGAUGAUGGUUGGAAAAUCCAUGGCCCAGGAGGGUAAAUGUAUGGAGGCUUUCCUUUUCAAUCCACCUCUCUUGGGGAAUGUCCUCUUGAAGAUUAUCGGCAAUCAAUAUUUGCACGAUGCAAUGCGCUUGACAGAGACUUCGUGUAAUUUUGGGACCUUAUUUGUUGGAGGUGGUCAUGUGAGGCAGGGACAAUAUGACCAAUUUAAUGCAUUGUCUUCUUGGAUCCCCAACCUGUUUGUGAACCGACACGAUCCUAUUUGCUCAGAGUAUAUAGGGCAUUUUAGAAAUAGGAACAAAGUGGAGAAGCAGUUUGGAGCUGGGAUGAUAGGGAGGGUUGCUGUACUGCAGCCAACAUUGGGUGUAUUAAAAGCUGCAGUUGGGAUGGAUCCACAACCAUCCACACAGCUACUUCCUAAAGCAUAUCUAACCAUUAGCGAGAGCUCAUCCUCAUGCAGUAUUUUGGAGGCUCAUGGAGUAAGACAAUGGUGGUAUCACAUGUCUCUAGGGCCAGCCUUUGCAGAUUUAUUAAGAAAGAAAUCAAUAAGUGAUCCUGUCCUCAUGGGUGGACCAUGAGCACACUCAAUGAGUAUUGAUGGAAUAAUCGGGUGCUUGAACCGAUAUAAUAAAUAAAGAAUAGAUACCAAGUGAAAGGGUGAAACCUUUUGCCGAGACUAUUCAAGUUGUAAUCUUAAAUUUUAAUGUCUUCUGCAAUUUAGUUCUGCUCAUGGUAUGUGAAAUAAUAAUUAGUGCAAUUUCAAACUUUCUA